This is a messenger RNA of Lemur catta (Ring-tailed lemur), 3190 nucleotides long. RefSeq names its product potassium inwardly rectifying channel subfamily J member 12 (gene KCNJ12). Gene Ontology annotation, molecular function: inward rectifier potassium channel activity. Gene Ontology annotation, biological process: potassium ion import across plasma membrane; regulation of monoatomic ion transmembrane transport. Bases 697 to 1998 code for a protein of 433 amino acids. NCBI's taxonomy places the organism in Eukaryota, Metazoa, Chordata, Mammalia, Primates, Lemuridae. The transcript is spliced from 3 exons. Gene Ontology annotation, cellular component: plasma membrane. The record is from RefSeq and is a predicted model, not a curated record.
CGGGGCGCGGGGCUGCGUGCGCGCCGAGCUGCUGCCUCCCGCCGCCUCCUCGCCCUCCAUUCCUCGUUCCCCGUCUUCUCCGGGCCACGCCGCCGCCGCCGCCGCCUCCCUGGGAACGGUCGCCGGGGGAGGGGACUGGCGCGGCCGGAGCCCGCGGGGAGGUGCGGGGCGCCGGGGCGUAGGGCAGCGCGCCCGGCCCUGCCCGAGAUCAGAUAACAGCCGGAGGGGGAGGGGGUGGGCCGGCCACGCUCACAGCCGACCGAGGGACGGACGCCGGCCGCCCCGGCCCGACCGAGCGGCCGGGGGCGCCGUCCAGGCGCGCGCCCCACCGGUGGCUGGACCCGGGCGAUCCGCGCCCGGGACCGACGCGCCCCUCGGCAUGGAGCGCCCACCGGGGCUGCCCUGAGGCGGUGGCGGCGGCGGCGGCGAUGCAGCCAGCGCGGCGGCUGCCGCGGCCAGGAGCGGCCGCCCGAAGCUCGGAGGACACGGGGCGCGCCGCGCCCCGGCUGCUGACCGAGGAUGUUCUAGUGUCUGGAUCCUCCCCAGCUGGUGCCUGGGAAAUAGCAGCCACUGCUAAUUCAGCCUUGAAGACUGUCACUUGCCCACUCAGCACCAUUACUUAGAAGAUAGAAUUCAAGAGGAGCCACCCCGCCGGGAGACAGCCUGGGGGCGAGCUGGGGUCCCCCCAUCCCCGGGAUGACCGCGGCCAGCAGGGCCAACCCCUACAGCAUCGUGUCAUCGGAGGAGGACGGGCUGCACCUGGUCACCAUGUCGGGCGCCAACGGCUUCGGCAACGGCAAGGUGCACACGAGGCGCAGGUGCCGCAACCGCUUCGUCAAGAAGAACGGCCAGUGCAACAUCGAGUUCGCCAACAUGGACGAGAAGUCGCAGCGCUACCUGGCCGACAUGUUCACCACCUGCGUGGACAUCCGCUGGCGCUACAUGCUGCUCAUCUUCUCGCUGGCCUUCCUCGCCUCCUGGCUGCUGUUCGGCAUCAUCUUCUGGGUCAUCGCCGUGGCGCACGGCGACCUGGAGCCGGCCGAGGGCCGGGGCCGCACGCCCUGUGUGAUGCAGGUCCACGGCUUCAUGGCGGCCUUCCUCUUCUCCAUCGAGACACAGACCACCAUCGGCUACGGGCUGCGCUGUGUGACGGAGGAGUGCCCGGUGGCCGUGUUCAUGGUGGUGGCACAGUCCAUCGUGGGCUGCAUCAUCGACUCCUUCAUGAUAGGCGCCAUCAUGGCCAAAAUGGCGCGGCCCAAGAAGCGGGCGCAGACGCUGCUGUUCAGCCACAAUGCCGUGGUGGCCCUGCGCGACGGCAAGCUCUGCCUCAUGUGGCGCGUGGGCAACCUGCGCAAGAGCCACAUCGUGGAGGCCCACGUGCGGGCGCAGCUCAUCAAGCCCAGGGUCACGGAGGAGGGCGAGUACAUCCCGCUGGACCAGAUCGACAUCGACGUGGGCUUCGACAAGGGCCUGGACCGCAUCUUCCUGGUGUCGCCCAUCACCAUCCUGCACGAGAUCGACGAGGCCAGCCCGCUGUUCGGCAUCAGCCGGCAGGACCUGCAGACGGACGACUUCGAGAUCGUGGUCAUACUGGAGGGCAUGGUGGAGGCCACGGCCAUGACCACCCAGGCCCGCAGCUCCUACCUGGCCAACGAGAUCUUGUGGGGCCACCGCUUCGAGCCCGUGCUCUUCGAGGAGAAGAACCAGUACAAGAUCGACUACUCGCACUUCCACAAGACCUACGAGGUGCCCUCCACGCCCCGCUGCAGCGCCAAGGACCUGGUUGAGAACAAGUUCCUGCUGCCUAGCGCCAACUCCUUCUGCUACGAGAAUGAGCUGGCCUUCCUGAGCCGCGACGAGGAGGAGGAGGCCGACGGAGACCAGGACAGCCGCAGCCGAGACCGGCUCAGUCCCCAGGCCAGGCACAACUUUGACAGACGCCAGGCCGGCGGUGGCGCCCUGGAACAGCGGUCCUACAGGCGGGAGUCAGAGAUCUGAGCCCCCAGUGGCUGAGGUGCAGCGUCCCCCGCCCCUGCCCAGGAGGGGCCGAGGUGCCCCUCGGUGGGGGCCCCCGGGUUUGAGCAGAACCGGGGACCACGUGCCCCAGGUUGCAGACUCAGUAGCGUUUUAGUCGUUUUAUGUUUCUUCGCAAUGGCCUCAGAAGGUUGGCGGGAGAGUGGGCGGCCAGAGCAGGUGGUCCCUGGCCUCAGAGGGGCCAAUGCAGGGAGGUGGCCGGGAGGUGGCCUCCUGGGGGCCAGGUCACGGGAGCCACGGGCUUCUGCCUGAAGACAGAGCUGCAGCCUGCCUGGAGGUGGCUGGGCGGUGGGCGCAGCCUCUGCUGUGGGAGGCUGGCGGGUUUUUACCUUGCGGAGAAGCACCAGGUUUCAGCUUUCUCAACCUUAGCUUGGGUAAGACUGUUUACAAAAAAAAAAAAAAUUAACAUGCGAUUGAAAAAAAUUUUUUUUAAUUCUUGGGGGGCAAAAAGGACAAUUAGAAUUCCAUGAGUCUGCUGGGAUGCAGCAACUGGCUGGAGGCUCCAGAAGGUUCCGGAGGCAGAAUUGGCCUCUCCCCCUGGGUGGGGGCAGAGCCCCCAGGGCAAGCUCGGUGCUCGAGGACCUGCACUUCUGAUCGAGGCAGACCAGGUUCUGUUGUGAUAGAAAAUCCAAGACCCUGUUAAUGAUCACAAUAAAAGCUUUCUACUGUCACGGGGGUGGAGGGUGGGGGCUGGGAAGAAACUGGUUUGAGGUUUUUGAGUUUGACUUUGUACCUUAGAGGUGCGUCUCAGGGCCAGGUAUGGGACCUGCUGUCGAGGGUUCACCCCCACCCCGAUUCUCUUGUUUUGCUUCUCUCUCCAUUCUGCCCGGGGGCCUCCACCCCUGCCACGUGGGGGGCGGCUGGGAACCGAAGGAGUGGAUGGCUCCUUGGAAAGGGAAGUCAGGAUCCCAGACUCAGAGGAAGUGGAUCAGCCCUGUCCCCACUGGGCCCACAGCGUGAGUCGUGCCUUAGAGACUCCGGGUUGUCCUGCUCGAAUUGUUCCUCUUCUUUUCGGGCUCUCUCGUCCUCCCCACCUCCACUGCUGAAGCCCCUGCCAGCCCUGCUGUCUGCCUUGGGAAGCCGGCAGGACAGGGGAGCCCAGGCGGGGCACAGCCCGCCCCGGUCUGCUGUUGAGUGGCAGAGGAAAGAUCUUGGG